ACACUCACAGGCCGGUCUCGUAGUGGAACGGGGAGCUGCGUCGCGAUAGGAGGAGAGCCGCUGCCCAUGUGACACGUGCGCAAAGACAAAGGUAGAUUUCUGUGCCUCUGUCAAACGGCGUGCUUGGAUCAGACGCGCGCGGGGGGAAGAUGCUCCAGCUCCAAAACCAACGGGGAUUUUUGACGCUCGGAGCUGCGUGCGCGUAGAGUAAAUGAUUCAUGAGGUUUCUUUUAAAGCGCGAGGACUCGACUUGGGGGAGUAGAAGCCAGUGAGAGAAAGAAAGAAUAGUGGAGUUUGGUUCCGAGAGGUUUUUAUCAACUGUUGCUGCGGACACGUUGAGUGAUAUUGGUCGUGCGUAAGAGCGAGGCAUCAUGGAAGAGAUUUUGAAGAAAGCGGUUUGGAUACGCGUUUCCCUGCCCUGACGCGGUGGAGAAUACCCCAGUACUGAAAUAUUUGUAACGUGUGAACAAUACAAUAAGGACGCAGUUGUUUUGGGGCGUUUUGUGACAGUGACCUUGCCUCACACCAUGCUCAUGAUGAUGGAGAGCGGAGCGAUGGGCGCGCACUCGGAAUUCGACGCUCUCUCGCACUCGCAGCCGUGCGCCUGGCCGCUCCUGGACGAAGCCACCCGGGGUCUGCAGGGUCUGGCCACGGUCAAGCUGGAACCGCCGGACCCGCACCACCUCAGCUACGACGUGCCCUCCUCGUGCAGUCGCGCCGAGCGGAAAGGAGGCGCGCCGGCAGACAUCAAGCCGCCCAUAGUGGCAUCGGCUCCGGCCACAGCCUCGUGCAUGUCCACCGUGGCCGCGUUGGACGUGGCCGGUCAGCUGCGUAAAGCCAAGUCGUCCCGGCGGAACGCGUGGGGGAACCUGUCGUACGCGGACCUGAUCACGCGCGCCAUCGAGAGCACUCCGGAGAAGAGGCUGACGCUCUCGCAGAUCUACGACUGGAUGGUGCGCUUUGUGCCGUAUUUCAAGGAUAAAGGAGACAGCAACAGUUCCGCCGGCUGGAAGAACUCCAUCCGACACAACCUAUCCCUGCACAGCCGCUUUAUCCGGGUCCAAAAUGAAGGCACGGGGAAGAGCUCCUGGUGGAUGCUGAACCCAGAAGGAGGCAAGAUGGGGAAGGGUCCCAGGCGACGUGCUGCUUCCAUGGACAACGGCACCCGCUAUCUGAAAACGAAAGGUCGAAUCAGUCGGAAAAGAGCUGGCGCUCUUGGCCUUGGUCGGGUCCCUAUCCACGGAGGAGGUGGACCGGCAAUGCAGGGGUCUCCGGAGCAUGGAAGCCCCGCAGGGAAGGGAGGGGUGGGCAUGGUUGGUGAGGAGUAUGAUACCUGGACAGAUCUCCAUUCCCGGACCUCCUCAUCUGCUUCGACUCUCAGCAGCUGCCUGUCCCCAAUUUUGGCUGAAGCGGAGGCCGACGAACCGGAAGAAGGCGGGCUAUCUUGUUCAGCAUCUCCAAGGCUGUACCCGAGUCCUACCAGCACGCGCUCCCCAGCUUUAGGCACUGGUGGGCACUGUCCCAACGUGGAACUGCCCCAACUGACAGACCUAACUGGGGCUAUUAGUUUAGACGAGAGCAGCUACGCACAGUCGCAAAUGAAAUGCAAUGGCUAUCCUUACGUGCCUGGGCCUAAAGCGGAAGGUUCCUACUGCGGGCCCAUGUACAAUCAGGGUUCCAUGGGGAUGCUCCGGCACCAUGCGCCCAUGGAGACCAUCCAGGAGAAUAAACCUGUGAGUUUUCAGAGCCAAAUGAGGGGUUACUCGGAAAACAAUGCACUUCAAAGUCUUCUCACAAGUUCUGCAUAUUGCAAGGACAGUCUUAUGACACAGGGGACAAAUGGGGUUCAUAGGCAACACAAUCAGAGUCGCAGUCACAAUCAAGAUGGAGCUAGCAGUCUGCACAACGGCCACAGCUCUCAUGACCAGAGCCACAAUCAGGGUCACAAAGCCAGCCUCGACUACAGCCACAAACCCCACCCUGCCCACGAUUACAUCCCUAGUCAAGAGCAUGGUAAAGUCAGUUCAAAUCAUGACCACAACUCGAGGUCCGGAUCGAGCCACAUGCACAAUCAUGCCCCACACGACCCCCUCAACCCUGUGCACAAUGGGCCGCACCCCCAGGCUCUAUCCCCUCGGGUGAGCUCCGACAUCCUGCAGCCCUACAGCCUCAAGUCCUCCAACCACUAUGCUCCCCGGCCUCACCUCGCCACCUCACCCACCUUGCCGCCCAAUCCAGCCGGAGUUCUGGAAGUCCCCCGGGACCCCUGUCGCCUGGCAUCUGCUCCUCAUCCUCGGCACCAGUCGUACCAUCAGGGACUCACUGACUCCUGGCACGGUUACUAUCACAACAACCACCAGUCGGGAAACAAUGGUUACCCGGGGCAACAACAACACAAUUCCCACAGCCGAAUGACAGCCAACCUGGAGAUGGAGAACAUUCCCAACAGCCUGGACUGUGACGUGGACUCCAUUUUGCUCAGUGACUUUAUGGACAGUGAGAACAUGGACUUUAACUUUGACGGUUCUCUGUCGCAGGGUGUUGGUAUGGGGAUGGGCAUGAGUUUGGGGGCGUUUGCGUGCCCACCCUCAAUGCACAGUAACCAGAGCUGGGUCCCGGGGUGAAACCGAACCUUGACCUUUUCAUAUUGUGAUACAUUCUGCCGGCAGAGCUCACCCUCCAGGCGAGUCUGCUGGUGGGCUGAACCCUUCUAACUGACUGUGAUUAUGUGGAACAAAUUCAUAUUGUCAUUUUGUUUCCUAGGGAGUACCUAACCCUGUUUCUUUAUGCCCGCCCAUUUUAUUAUGAAGCUCUGUGUCUGCAUAUUGAACCUGCCCGUUCUGAGCCCUGUGGUAAUGCCCUCCAUUCUAUGCCUUUUUAGUUUUUAUUUUCAUUUCUCGCUAUCUCCUCCUGCCCGUCCUAAGCUCUCAAGCACUUUACAUCCUCGCGUUCAUUCCGGUAUAGUCACACAAAGACCACGCAGAUUCACGUUGUGUGUUGGCUUAAGUUUAAUGUAUGCAAUCCACUUUAAAGUAUUAUCUCCACCCACAAAGGAGACGUUGUUUUUGACACGAGAACAUGAUCAAACAGCUGCAUAAAUAUAUUUCGAUGUAGAGGGGUGCUCUUUUGGGGGUUAAAAGGAAGAGGAAGCUUUGAGGUUUAGGUAAAAACAGGAUUUUAAAAGAGGGAGAAUUAGCGGUUGGGGUGAACGCGAUGAGAGGGGACAUGGAGGUUAGCCUGACUUUCUCUCCUGGCGCUGUCCGGUGUAGGGUUAACAACACGGGGGCGGUCAUCUAUCAAGCGACCAUCAACACCACUCCAUUGAAAUGCAACAUCCCUUCUUUAAUCUCCAAAGUAACGCCAGAGUGAUGCAUCACUGUUGCAAAUCUAAUGUGUUUUUUCAGCCCCUCUCCUCUCCCUCACCACCCCCCUCUCUCUAACAUCGGACACACCGGCUUAAUGUGUUUUGGCGAAAGUGAUGAUUAAAGUCACUCCGCACUAAAUGGGGGAGGGAUUGAAAGGGGUGAUGUGGCAAACGGGAGGAGGGUUUGGAGGUAGGAGAAAUGCAAAUACUCCCCACGUGCCUCUUCCUCUCCAUUUUGUGGAUUUAUGUAGCUUUCCCUGUAAUGAAAUAAGCAACGAUCCGAGCUUGCCGUACAUCCCGAGGAGCGUUGGCCUCCGCAGGGCUACCUCCUUCAACCGUCUGACCCCAGAACGGCUUAGCGAGCGCGGAAAACUGUUGAUGGAGAAGCUGUCCUCGGACCCUGGGCACCUUUGUCUAAUUUGCUAACGCCCAGGUUGAAGUUAGCUAUGUGCUUGUUUUUUUCUACUCCUGUGAAUUGCCCACUGAUGAACGGCGUCAGCAGAUUACUAUUUGGUGCUAUCUCCCCUUGCCAGGCGCGCUCCUAUCACGCCGCCCCAUCCCGAGGUUACUCCGAGGGUAAACAAGAGUAAUUAACAGCCAAACAAGAUGGAUGAUUUAUGCGAGUGCGUGUAUUCGCUCAUCUGCACAAAGUCAUAAUUCUCUCCCUCCCACCUUGCACGAAAUGGGUGAUCUUUUCUUUUUUUUUUUUUUGCUAAGGUGGUGCCCGGCGACAAGGUAAAGUGGCUGGCUAGUGGAGUGUGCUUCGUAGUGUCCUUCAAGUCCUCACCCCCUCCUCGCCCGCCCCAUCCAUUGGUUUUACUUUGCUUGUCGUCUUAUCGCGUUCUUGUUCCGUGAUUGUGCCGUGGUCCGUCCUGUUUCUAUGCAGCGUGGAUUGGAGCUUUCGUGGCGCGUUUUAGUUGAUUUCAUUUUCGCUCUUCAGACAAAAAAACCAAGGAGGGGGCACACUUGGCGCAUCUCCCACUUGAGAUUAAGGGAGAAGAAAGGUAGACUACUGAUAGGGUGAAUGAGAGAACGGUGAGGGAGGGAUGGAUGAGUAGGCAGGAUCUGAGAGAGGGUGUUGUAGAGAUUUUCCAGUCCGGUAGCUUUUUGGAGAAUUGGCUGUUUGAAUCGGGCCAAAAUGUCAAGUGCUACUCAGCCAGCUUCGGUGACCAGAGCGCCACUUCAACUUUCUCUUUUCCUGAACAAGGACAAUGACGGGUAUUUUCCAUACACUUUCUUUUGACUCUCUUUUUUACCUUCCAUAAGAUAAGCUGUAACCCAUCUGUAGUUUGUUUGUUCUGCGGCCUGUGCGCUAUCGUGUGUCCAAUUUGAGCUUCUUGUGUGAAUGUGUGUGAACUGCACAAUCUGCAUUAGUUUAAGUGACUAAGAUUCAGAACGUAUCUUGAUUAGUUUGACUUGUUCAGAUUAGGCAUCAUAGGUAGAAAUUGAAAUUAGAAACCAGUUAUUACUAAAACAAAAGGAAAGAUCCAAACAUAUGUGAAAUAUGGUUGGGCAAAAUUGACAAAAACGUAUAUCUUGAUGAAAAUAUUGGGAAUAUACUAUGAGAAAUCC
Messenger RNA from Periophthalmus magnuspinnatus, 4936 nucleotides. RefSeq names its product forkhead box O6 b (gene foxo6b). The record is from RefSeq and is a predicted model, not a curated record. Bases 528 to 2624 code for a protein of 698 amino acids. Lineage: Eukaryota; Metazoa; Chordata; Actinopteri; Gobiiformes; Gobiidae. Gene Ontology annotation, biological process: regulation of transcription by RNA polymerase II. Gene Ontology annotation, cellular component: nucleus. Gene Ontology annotation, molecular function: RNA polymerase II cis-regulatory region sequence-specific DNA binding; DNA-binding transcription factor activity, RNA polymerase II-specific. The transcript has 2 exons.